Torulaspora globosa is the source of this 522-nucleotide messenger RNA. It is a transcript of the gene LSM4, whose product is annotated as U6 snRNA complex subunit LSM4. NCBI's taxonomy places the organism in Eukaryota, Fungi, Ascomycota, Saccharomycetes, Saccharomycetales, Saccharomycetaceae. Gene Ontology annotation, molecular function: U6 snRNA binding. Bases 1 to 522 code for a protein of 173 amino acids. The transcript has a single exon. Gene Ontology annotation, cellular component: spliceosomal tri-snRNP complex; U6 snRNP; P-body. The record is from RefSeq and is a predicted model, not a curated record. Gene Ontology annotation, biological process: nuclear-transcribed mRNA catabolic process; spliceosomal snRNP assembly; P-body assembly.
AUGCUGCCUUUAUACUUGCUGACAAACGCCAAAGGUCAGCAGAUGAGUGUGGAGUUGAAAAAUGGUGAGAUUGUCGAGGGGGAAUUGGUUAACGUGGACAACUGGAUGAACUUGACGCUGUCGAAUGUAAGCCAAUACGAUACAAUAGGGAACAGCGGUAAUAUUGCUGCUCAGAAGGAGAUUGUCAAGAGCAAGGAAAUCUAUUUGAGGGGUACUUAUAUCAAGUAUAUCAAGUUGCAGGACGGGGUGAUCGACCAGGUCAAGCAACAGAUAAGUAGCGGAGGUAGCUCUUCUGGUGGCGGCAGCGGUGGUCACUACAGAAGGGGCAACAGAUAUAGCAGCGGUGGCUCUGGGAGCGGCGGGAACUACAAGCGGGGCGCAAGUCAGAACAAGAAAAACUAUAAUAGUGGGAGCGUUCGUCGCUCGUACCACCAAAAUAGGCCCGGUAACGGCGGGAUGGGUGGCUACGUUCAGCAGCACCAGCCGCAGCGGGACUCGCCCAGCGGGAACAUCGAGUUUUAA